Messenger RNA from Amoebophrya sp. A25, 210 nucleotides. Lineage: Eukaryota; Dinophyceae; Syndiniales; Amoebophryaceae. The record is from the annotation of a GenBank genome assembly.
GUUAUGCCUCGUUCAGCGCUAGUAGGGGCUGCCAUCUUGUGGUCAAGCGGGCUUUUCAUCGCUUGCAGUGCCAGUGCUUUUCAUGCUUCUGGGACUGCUGCUGGUGCUCCUAGUACAACAUUCACCGCCAAGGAUGAAGGACAAGACCGAGAUCCUCUCGAACAACGUCUGGCCUCACUCUUAAGAAAUGCUCGCAGUCGACACAUCCGC